AGUGUGGCUAACUUGGUUCCUGAUGUGUAUUUUGAUGCCUUCACAAGGCCUAUUAUUAAUGGUAAAUUGGAGGAGAAGACUGCAGGGGAAGGCCCAAGCCUGAUGGCCAUGUUUGAAGAUGAUAAGCAUUUACAGGGGGUUAUUCAAAGUAUCAGGGAUUGCAUCAUGAAAGCCUUUGAAGCUGUCAAGUUGUAUGCAGAUACAUUUGAGCCGUUCCGAGAGUUUUACCGAGAAAAUGAAGGCCUCGACUUGAACGAAAUUCAGCAGGAUGAGCACGAUGUUGAGUUUUUUGCCGAGGCAUUGGAGCGUUAUCAUAUGCAGCAUUCUCAAGCUGAAGCGAUUCGUGAACGGCGGAGCAUUGGUAUGCUACUAGUAAAUGCGGAAGACAUGAAGAGUAAAUUGAUUCCCUCUCCACUCCGAUGUUUGGAU
Messenger RNA from Anneissia japonica, 429 nucleotides. Its product is annotated as dynein heavy chain 6, axonemal-like. The record is from RefSeq and is a predicted model, not a curated record. The annotation marks the transcript as partial. The transcript has 4 exons. NCBI's taxonomy places the organism in Eukaryota, Metazoa, Echinodermata, Crinoidea, Comatulida, Comatulidae.